Messenger RNA from Peronospora matthiolae, 2340 nucleotides. Lineage: Eukaryota; Oomycota; Peronosporomycetes; Peronosporales; Peronosporaceae. The record is from the annotation of a GenBank genome assembly.
AUGGCCGCGUGGCUCCGGUCGUCGUCCACCCUGCGGCUCGCGUCGCCCUUCCUCCUCCGUCGCGCCCUCGCCUCCGCCACCACCUCGUCCUCCUCCUUCACACCUCGUUCCGACCGCGACCGCCACUUCCUCGCGGCCUUACGGGUCUUUUUCCAAUUAGAAGGCCACUUUACCGUGCCGGCCGCUUUCGUCGUACCAACGCCGUCGUCUCCGGCCGACGCGCGCGCGUCCCCGUGGCCCCCGGAAACGCACGGCAUGGACCUUGGCCAGCGUCUCCGCCUCUUUACCCGCGGUCGGUCCAUGCCGUACAAGAGCGCGAUGCUCCAGAGCAUCGGCUUCCCAUUUGCUGAUUGGCGCGCGUACGUCUGGGAGCAGCAGCUUUUGCCGGCGCUCCAGGUGUUCCAAGCGCUAGAAGGCCAUUUAUUCGUCCGCCAAGACUUUCAAGUGCCGCUCCAGGACCCCAAGUGGCCGCGGGCCGCCUGGGGCGUUAACUUGGGCUCACUAUGCCAAGUGCUUCGUCGGGACGCGUCGGUGACGCGGAGGCGGGACGACGACACGGACCGCUUGGCGGUCGAUAGAAGGGACGUGCUCAAUGCUAUGGGUUUUAUCUGGAGCGACACCCAGUGGAAGUGGGAGACGCAGUUCCUCAAGGCACUCGGUAGCUACCGAGCGCUCUUUGGCCAUUGCAAUGUGCACCACACGUUCCGUGUGCCGUCUCCAGACGACAAAGACAGUCACUUGACGGCCUUUUGGCCGGCAGCGACGGCGGGGUACCGUCUUGGCCACAUUGUAGCCAAAGUCCGCACUAGUGUGCACGAAGACGAUCAAACUUUGACGCUGCAACAAGUGGCUGAAUUGCAGGAGCUGGAGUUUUUUAGUCAAGAGAAAAAGUCGACGAUGGUCUGGCGGGACGCGAUCUUGCCGUCGUUACGGCUCUAUCCAAAGCUGUUUCAGGGCGAGACGUGCAUUCCAGUGGACUUUGUCGUGCCGGAUGAUGACGAUAGGUGGCCGGAGAAAGCAAGGGGGAUGAAGUUGGGCUACAUUGUCGCCUCGAUCCAGUUGAAACAAGUGUUUCAAGCGGAACUUCAAGACGAUCGACGAGAGUUGACAGAGAUUGGGUACACGUGGGAAGCACUUGUGGGAAAGUGGGCGAAAGAACUGGUGCCGGCGCUGUAUUGGUACAAGAAGACAUUUGGUCAUUGUGAUGUGCCGUCGUACUACGUCGUACCGACGACGGAGACGUCGUGGCCUAAGAAGCUGCGUGGCUAUCAAUUGGGCAAACAGGUUGUUCGCGUGAGACGCAGUGGACGUGGGAAUGACGAGGUCGCGGAUGUCCUGAUGGAUCUUGAUGCCAUCGGGUUCAAGUUUAGCGCGUUCGAGAGUAACUUUGUCGACCGGGUCCUGCCGGCUCUUGAAGUGUAUGCAAAAACGUACGGGGAUACGCAUGUUCCACAAGGCUUUAUUGUACCAUCGGAAAGCACGUGGCCACAGCCGUCAUGGGGGACGAAGCUUGGUCAUACUGUGCGUAACAUACGCAAUCGCUGUCAACAUGCUCAGCAGGUGGAGAAGUACCGUGAACGGCUGAAGAACAUUGGGUUUGUGUGGAGCAUUUACAAGUCCACGGCAGCAACGAAGCGCGAUAUUGUGGACCCGUGUGUCGCGAUUUACAAGAAAGAGCACGGCAAAAAGGCAGAGAUCCCGCGAAGUUUUGUAGUACCAGCUGACGAUUCGCGCUAUCCGGAGAUGGCUCGAAGCUUUGAGCUUGGUGCAUGGCUUGCCCGAUACAACAAGCGCACAAACGGGCUGCUUCCGAUACAGACCCAAGAAGGCAGAAAGAAAGCUGUCGCGGCCCGUCAUACGUCCGUCGAACGAAAUCUUACACCUCACGCCGAGCAGUAUUGGAAGGAUGUAUUGCUAUGCUCGUUCCAAGUUUACGCAAAGCUGCAUGGCAGUUGUAAAGGCAUGGACGGCAGCUUCGUUGUGCCAAACGAGAGCGCAUACCCGCAACCUGCUUGGGGACUGAACCUCGGCCUUCGCUUGCGCCACCUUCGCCACGGUAUUCGGUAUACCAAGGAAAUUGAGAAAUACAAACACGAGCUCCUAGAUUUGGGUGUGCUGCCUCAUGAAGACACUGGUCCGCUAGAGUCAAAGAGCAGGGAGGAUACUAACAAACAAGACGGUUGUCGUGAGAAUGGUGGGCUGAACGAUAAAGAAAACCUUACUGAUGAAGGCGAGUUCAGUACUGAAGAAGACAACCGUGAUGAUGAGGAAGAUGGCAGCGAAGAAUGCGAAGAUGGUACUACUGGAGGUGGACCAAGCAGGAGAGCACACAUUAACUAG